UCUUGACCAUGGUCAGGAUAAAAGAUCCUCAGACCCAGUCAGUGGUUAAAGGAGAAUAUGGUGCAGAUGUGCUAGUGACCAAUGGCCCAUUCUUGGUCAAAGUACUACUAGAAAAAAAUAACAGUAGAAAUUUGCCUGGAUGACUAGACAGAGACAUGUCUAUUUUACCUUUUCCCUUCCAUUUUGCUAUUAUCCGCAUCGCUUAUCUGUGUUUGAUAAGUAACGAACCCAGACCUUGGGUAUGCUGGGCAAGCACUCCUACCAAUGAGCCGCAUUCUCAAACCCUAUUUCAUAUAUUUUCAACCUUAAACUUUAAAAAACAAUAACAACAAAAACAAAAACAAACCCUGCUCUUCCAUCUUGGGGAAUGAAUCAAACGGGAGUUCAUAUCGAUGCCAUCCUGGCUUUUCUCCAAUGCAUCCCCAUAGUCACCUUAGUCAGAACUAAUCAAGUUGGGCAUGGAGGCGAGAUUUCAGAUUAGUGGAACUUUAAAAGCCCCGGUGAGGCAGAUUGCAGCCCGGACUAUCUGGAGAGCACCAAAUCUAAGACUUCCGCGCCCCUGGAGAGUAUUUGUUUAUCUCUCCUACCCCACGCUCUGGUCCGCCCAGCUCUAGUUAUGCGCAGUCUCCUGGAGUUGUUUGCCGUCUCUAUGGUAACCCGGUAGGAGGAGUCUGAAAAUGGAGACCACCGAGUCUACGGAGGGCUCUGCGUCGCGAACUUUUGAUGUACAGCCCAGCUCUGAAGGACUAGAGACCACUUCAGAACCCAUUCCUUCGUCGGGUAGUACUCCUCGGUCCACUGUCCCGCCAGCAUUACGUGCAGGGGCUCCUGUGCAGUAUUCGGUGCUUACAGAGCCCUCCUCUGACAGUCUUUACGAGGCAACCUGCCCUGCAUCCCAUCAGAGAGGCCAUGGGUUUGGCUUCCAGCCCUUCUAUGUUUCUUGUAUUCCUCAGGAUCCCUGUAAUACCGGAGACCUCGGCUCAAGCCCUGAUCCUACCUCUUCUUACCCCUGUCAUAGCUCUGUUCACGGCUCUGGCUCUGGCACUUGCUGUGGUCUUGCCCAGAGCUCUGAGCCUAGCCAGGGCUCCGGUCCCACCUCUGGGCCUGCUCCUGCCUCUGGACCGAGUCUUGUCUCUGGACCUGGUUCUGCCUCUGGACCUGAUUCUUCUGCCUCUGGCCCUGCUCUUGCGCCUGGACCAGGGCCUGCUGACUCUGGACCUGGUCAUAAGCUCGGCACUUGCAUUCCUCAAGGGUACAAAUGCGCCCCAAUAGAUCUUAUCCCUGAUUAUAACGCAUGGUGCCAGCACUUACACUGGAAGCCACAACACUCCUGGGAACCUCUUCAAGUUUCAGAACCUGGAGUAAGAGGACCAUGUAGCCCUCCAGAACCUGUAGUAAUAUGUCCAUGUAAACCUCCAGAAGUUGAAUCUGAGGAAAUUCUCUGUAAAACACGGCCACGUGGCCAGUGCCUGCUCUACAACUGGGAGGAAGAGAGAGCCACCAAUGACCUGGAUCAAACCCCACCAUUGCAAGAUGGCUCCGAGAGUUACUUCUUCCGACACGGACACCGGGGUCUGCUGAGCUUGCAGUUUCAGUCGCCCAUGUCUUCUAGCACCACCCACAGAGACUCAUACCAGCUCCCAAGACACGCCUGUCAGCCACUUCGAGGGAAGCGUGAAGCCAUGCUGGAGACGCUCCUGCACCACCAGAUCUGCAAAGAGGUGCAGACAGAGCAGGAGCCUGAAAGGAAGCUCUUUGAGACCGAGUCAAUAGCACACCAUGACUACAGAGUGGAGCUCGUAGGAGCAGGUCCUCCUGCCCCAACAAAGCCUCAUGAUUACCGCCAGGAGCAGCCUGAAACCUUCUGGAUUCAGCAAGCAGCAAGGCUACCGGGUGUCAGUUACAUCAGGACACUGGACACACCAUUCCGGAAGAACUGCAGCUUCACGACGCCAGUGCCCUUGUCGCUGGGGCAGCCUUUGCCUUACGAACUUGAGGACAGCCCCCACCAAAUGGGGGUAAUGUCUUCCCUUGCCUGUCAGGGAGGAGGGCAGGGGUGUGGAAGGUAGAGAACAGCUCCAGCCUAAGAGUGAGGAGAGAAGCCAACAUGGGCUUUAGCAUCUGUUUCUGUUUACACGACAGAGGUAGUUUGGAUGGAGUUGCUUCUCUGUCCUCAACAAGGGGUUUUACAUAAAGCACACUC
Molecule: messenger RNA, 2203 nt
Organism: Apodemus sylvaticus (European woodmouse)
Lineage: Eukaryota; Metazoa; Chordata; Mammalia; Rodentia; Muridae
Gene: Spag8
Product: sperm associated antigen 8
Exons: 7
Coding region: 678-2069 (463 amino acids)
Biological process (GO): positive regulation of transcription by RNA polymerase II
Cellular component (GO): nucleus; cytoplasm
Molecular function (GO): microtubule binding
Source: RefSeq, a predicted model, not a curated record